This is a messenger RNA of Daldinia vernicosa, 1522 nucleotides long. Its product is annotated as putative monooxygenase. Gene Ontology annotation, molecular function: FAD binding. The transcript is spliced from 5 exons. NCBI's taxonomy places the organism in Eukaryota, Fungi, Ascomycota, Sordariomycetes, Xylariales, Hypoxylaceae. The record is from RefSeq and is a predicted model, not a curated record. Bases 158 to 1390 code for a protein of 410 amino acids.
UGCGAGUAAAAUGAUUGAUGCAGACGCUUCUGGAUAAUGCCUAUAUAAGAUGUAAUAGUCGGUCACAAUGGCAUAAAUUGUCUUAAAAAUCUUAUUACUUCAUCAGCUUUAUAUGAGGCGGUUCAACACCACUUAACUGACUCGGCAGAUCUAAACAAUGGCUAUUAAAACUAUAAAACCCCGUAUACUGAUCGUCGGUGCCGGCCUCGGCGGACUUACACUAGCCCAGUGCUUGCGAAAGCAGGGCAUUCCAUUCGAGAUUUUCGAGCGAGACACAGAUGCAAACUCUCGAUUCUUGGGAUGGGCCAUUGGCGUACAUUCAGUCGUCAAUGACUUGGUUUCAUCAUUCCCCGACGAUUUACCGCCGAUGAAGGAGAGUAUAACUCACUUAGCCCCAUUGAAGCUUGAGGCGCAAAUUUCUUUUUACUCCGACGGAAAGCACGUUGGCGUAAAUUCUACUCCCGAGAAGCCGAUUAUAAGGGCCAACAGGCCUCGCUUCAGGAAUUGGCUCUCUACUCAUAUCCCAAUUCAAUGGGGGAAGAGACUUGCACGAGUGGAGCAAGUUCAAGACGAAAUCCGACUUCAUUUCGACGACGGUACUACCGCCAUCGGUGAUAUUCUCGUGGGCGCGGACGGAGUAAACAGCUUUGUACGCGAACACCUCCUUGGAGUCUCGAACAAAGAACUACUCCGUCCCGUUCCAAGCUGUUUUAUUGGCGGCGAAACAACUUUGUCGGGGGAAGCAUUCGAACGCCAGCUCUCUAUCUCACACAGCUGCUAUAUAGCGGUCGGUCCACACCCUAGCAAGUGUUUUGAGUUUGUAGGCUUGAACCGGGUAAGCCCGGACGGAAAGUCCGGGCAGUACUAUUGGUUCGUUACGGAAAACGAUCCAUCUAUUGCUGAUGAAGACCACUGGACCAAAUCUGCCUCACAAGCAGAGCUAUACGAUCACGUUACUAAGUUAACGAGCAAUUUUGACCCCAGGUUUUCUGAGGUCGUCAGGUUGACCCCUGUGAGCGGGGUCAGGCCUAAACCUUUAAUGAUUCGCGAUGCAGAGAUUGAACACUUGCCGGUUGGCAGAAUAACUCUGCUUGGCGAUGCGGCUCACCCAAUGAGCCAAUUCCGUGGUGAAGGCGGCGUACACGCCCUUCGUGACGCGAUAAACCUUUCGAAGGCCAUCGGGCAGCUAAAGUCGAACGAUACCAGCGAAAUCGAGUCUCUCUUAGGCCCCUAUCAGAAAGAAAUGCUGGAACGAGGCGUGCGCGCCGUCAAGGCUUCCAGAAACCAACGUAGCUUUGAUAACUUAUCUGAUGGUAAGAUAGUGGCGUGGGGACAGACUCCUGUUGAAAUUCCGGAUGAGACUAUUACCCUCGAGGCUUGCCUCCCUUGAUAGGUAAAAGGUGGAGAUGCCCUGGGAUAGGGCUGAUAGCGUUGAAUAUUCGGGACUCUCUCAAUUUUAUCGCCAAAAUACAUUUCAUAGAAUAUACGAAAAUGUCUUAUAGAAUCGUUUAUGCUCUGCCAA